Messenger RNA from Centropristis striata (black sea bass), 2852 nucleotides. RefSeq names its product zinc finger protein 436-like. Gene Ontology annotation, molecular function: DNA-binding transcription factor activity, RNA polymerase II-specific; RNA polymerase II transcription regulatory region sequence-specific DNA binding. The record is from RefSeq and is a predicted model, not a curated record. NCBI's taxonomy places the organism in Eukaryota, Metazoa, Chordata, Actinopteri, Perciformes, Serranidae. Gene Ontology annotation, biological process: regulation of transcription by RNA polymerase II. The coding region runs from base 333 to 2444 and encodes 703 amino acids. The transcript is spliced from 4 exons. Gene Ontology annotation, cellular component: nucleus.
UUUCAUCUGGUAAAUAUAACACUUUUACUACUUUCAUCUGGUAAAUAUAACCCUAUAACUACUUUCAUCUGGUAAAUAUAACACUUUUACUACUUUCAUCUGGUAAAUAUAACACUUUUACUACUUUCAUCUGGUGAAUAUAACACUUUAACUACUUUUAUCUGGUAAAUAUAACACUUUUACUACUUUCAUCUGGUAAAUAUAACACUUUUACUACUUUCAUCUGGUAAAUAUAACACUUUUACUACUUUCAUCUGGUAAAUAUAACACUUUAACUACUUUCAUCUGGUAAAUAUAACACUUUAACUACUUUCAUCUGGUAACACUGUUAGAUGUUUCGACUGCCGAUGAGCAGAUCUGUGAAGUGUUUGUUGACACUCGUGAUGUGUUCAGGUUCUGUGGGAACUAUGGCGUCUGGACUCCUGGAGCCUCCUGCAGGAGGAGAGCAGCUCUGUGUGUUCCUGCUGAGGGAGGAGGAGGAGCAGGAGAGGAGGAAGGAGGUGGGCUGUCAGUGGGAGAGUCCGGAGGAGCAGAGGAGGGAGGUGGGCUGUCAGAGCGACUCAGCCGAGAGGAGAGACGCUGCCGUCCAGGUGGACCUGCUGACUCAGCAGCUGGGCUGGAGACACACAGGCUCGUCUGAGAUGCUGCUGCAGUGUUUCGCCGUCAGACCGGACGGACCGGACGGCGGCGCUCUGCUGCAGCACUGCACCACCACCCGCACCAGAACCAGACCCACCAAACCCCCCCAGACCACAACCAGACCCACCAAACCCCCCCAGACCACAACCAGACCCACCAGACCCCCCCAGACCAGAGCCAGGUCCCACAGGCGGCCGCCCCUUCACAGGGCCAACACCGACAAGCCAAGUCUGACUCAACGCCGCCGCCGCCGAAAGUCCCCGGGUUCUGACUGCCAGCAAGAGGAGGAGGAGCAGGAGGAGGAGGAGCAGGAGCAGCAGCAGCAGGAGGAGGAGCAGGAGCAGGAAGAGGAGCAGGAGGAGGAGGAGGUGGUGGAGGAGGACACAGGCGACCCCACCUGGACUCCACUUGAGGGAGACGCUGACCCGCUGGCCUCCGACUCCCAGCAUGCACCUGUGCGUGUGAAGCUGGAGCCCGACAGCACCAUGUGCGACGUCUGCGGCAAAGUGAUGAAGAACAAGUCGAGCCUGGCGCGACACUCCUUCAUCCACACGGGCAAGAAGCCGUUCGCCUGCCACCUGUGCGAGCUGCAAUUCAACCGCCGCGACAACCUGCAGCACCACCUGAGCCGGCUGCACCCCGGCGGCGUCGCCAAGCUGGAGAAGCAGCGCGAGCCGCAGGCGUGGCUCUGCGCCGUCUGCGGGAAAACCUUCAGCUGCAGGUCCAGGCUGAAGACGCACGAGGUCAUCCACUCGGGCGUGAAGCCGCACCGCUGCGACCUCUGCCCCAAAGCCUACAUGAGGACCAACGACCUGGAGCACCACAAGAAGAUCGUCCACGUGGACGGCGGCGCCGAGCCGCAGCAGCCCAGCUCGCUGCUCUGCGACCUGUGCGGCAAAGAGUUCAAGUGCAGGUCGCAGCUCGCCAUCCACUUCCAGACGCACACGGGGGAGCGGCCGCACCUCUGCGACAUCUGCGGCCGCAAGUUCGGUCGCCAGUACCAGCUGAAGCGCCACAAGAUCCUGGUCCACGCCAACCGGGCCAACGGCGAGGAGAGCCCGCCGGCCGACGCGCCCUUCACCUGCGGCGUCUGCGGGAAGCGUCUGAAGUCCGAAGCGCUCCUCGCCGCUCACUGCAGCGUCCACUCCGCCGACAAGCCGCACCGCUGCGGCAUCUGCGUGCGCAGCUUCCAGCGCGCCGCCUGCCUGAAGCAGCACCACGUGCGCGUCCACCUGAGGGUCCGAGCCAUCGAGGCGCCGCACGGCCUCGCCCGCAGGAAGAGCGCGGCGGCGGCGGCGAAGGCGUUCACCUGCCCGAUCUGCAGCAAGGUGUUCAAGUUCAAGUCCCUGCUGGCGAGCCACUCUCUGAUCCACAGCGAGAACCGGCCGUACGGCUGCGACUUCUGCAGCCGCGGCUUCAGACGCCUCAGCCACCUGAAGAGACACCGCGAGGUCGUCCACGCCAACGGAGCGCGCCCGCCGCAGUCCUUCGUCUGCCACAUCUGCGGCAAAGACAAGAAGUGCCGCUCGCAGCUCGCCAGACACGUCAUCAUCCACACGGGGGAGCGGCCGUUCGCCUGCGACCUCUGCUCCGCGCGCUUCAACCGCCGCGGGAACCUGCAGCAGCACCGGAGGCGCAUGCACGGCGUGGGGAGGGACGCCGCGGAGGAAGCCCCGCCCAUCCUGUUCGACGACGACGCUCUGACUUACAAACAGGAAGAGACGGUGGUGGCCGUGGACGCUGGCGGCUGCGAGGCCGCGGCCAGCGACGACAUGGACGUCGUCCAGCAGCUCGCCGCCACGUGAGCACGCCGUCUGGAGCGGCGUGCAGGACUGAAACGGACCACGUGUCACUGAGAACGCUGGUAGAAACACCUGCACAUUUUCACGAGUUCUGAGGUCGUCUUGAAGAUAAAUUGUGUUGUGAUGCUUUAAUAAAGAUGUGAAUUAUCUGAGAAAUGAUCCAUUUAUCUCUGAACCUCAACACGAAACGUCUGUUUUCUUUGAAAGAUCAUCCACGUUUAUUGUAGAAAGACACUGUUGAAACAGACGUUAUGGUCAGAGUCUGGACUUUCCGACGGUCCUUGAAGGGAUCAUCGGUUAUAAAGAGUGACAGAACGAAGCUUAAAGUGUUGAUAUUUCUCUCAACCUCUUUAUUCGACUCAUGUCAUUUAGAACAACAAAUAAAAUUCUGCACGUUCGUGACACUUUGGG